UCACCCUCGACUGGUUCUUCAAACCGAGCAGAGACGCUCCGACUCAGCAGCGAUGGCACCCACUGUCGUUGGACAAGCAGCCAAGAACCACCUGACUCCAGCCCAUAAGCUGAGAAAGCCAAUGGUUGAGAAAUUGCGCAGAGACCGCAUCAACACCAGCAUCGAGCAGCUGAAAUCCCUCCUGGGACCUGAGUUCCUCAGACAGCAGCCGGACUCCAAGCAGGAGAAGGCAGACAUCUUGGAGAUGGCCGUGACCUAUCUGAGAUGUUGGCAGCAGCAGAAGCAGCAGAGCACCCCGACCUCUGGCCUCAUGACGGCCACUGAUGGUUACUCCCACUGCAUCCAGGAGGCUGUCAGCUUCCUGUCCCGCUGCGAGGUCCAGUCUCAGGCACACAGGCUGCUCCGCAACCACUUCCAGGGUCUGCAGGAGUCCAGCAGGACCUGUCUCAGCCCCUGCAGCCCGUCUCCUCCUAGUUCUCCUCUCCAUCAGGUCAUCUCCAGAAAGGGUUUGUGUCCGAGCAGCAGUGCUCUGUGGAGGCCCUGGUAGGAAGAAGGAACUUUCAUCCAGACAGAACUACGUCUGUGGACGCCAUGGACAGAAAGUCAAAGGCUCAAUGGAGUCCAUUUCCUUUUGUCUCAAUACAAGUGUUGAACUGUUUGAGAAACUUCCUGAGGAAGGACUGAGAAUAUUCAGGUUUUACUGAAAACUUACACCAUGUGUAAAAAUACUUCACACAUUUGUUUGUUCACCGUGUGAUUUUGUGAACUUCUCCUGUGGAGAAAACAAAUCCCAACUUUUUUAUUUUCUAUGCAAAGAUCAGUAAAUUAUAUUGACCACAUUGGUUUUAAAUGAUGUUUAUUAUUUUGUUUUCUCAUAUGUUUUAUCAUCUUGCUGGUGAUGAAUCAAAAACAAG
Messenger RNA from Nematolebias whitei (Rio pearlfish), 914 nucleotides. RefSeq names its product transcription factor HES-5. Gene Ontology annotation, molecular function: DNA-binding transcription factor activity, RNA polymerase II-specific; protein dimerization activity; RNA polymerase II cis-regulatory region sequence-specific DNA binding. Gene Ontology annotation, biological process: regulation of transcription by RNA polymerase II; regulation of neurogenesis; anterior/posterior pattern specification. The coding region runs from base 53 to 547 and encodes 164 amino acids. Lineage: Eukaryota; Metazoa; Chordata; Actinopteri; Cyprinodontiformes; Rivulidae. The transcript is spliced from 2 exons. The record is from RefSeq and is a predicted model, not a curated record. Gene Ontology annotation, cellular component: nucleus.